CCCUUUAAGAUGAUUUCGGAAAUAAUAAUGUAUUAUUUAAUUACUUAACACUUUCUUUCAUGUCGGCGGACAAUACACUUAGGUCGCGCAACAACAUUAGAAAUCAGGGACCAUAGAAGUCGAGCAUGACAAUAUAGCCCAAAAAUUGCUUAAUUAGGUGUCUAUGUUGAAACGGCGUUUUCUUCUCUGACAUGACUUUAGUUUCCAGUGCUUCAUACAAUACUACCCUGGGACAGUAGCCUAUGUCACAGGAGGAUGGAAUAAUCGACAGCCGACAGAGAGAAGACGCAUAGGAAGAGUAAAGGGAAUGCGGUGAAAACCCAACUCAAUUCGGAACACUGUUCCCUUUAUCCCCUGCAAUGUUUUGGCUUUACCAAAACGGACGUUUGAAAGUGACAGUGGGCAAUCGUUAACCUACCGGAUGUAUUAUAAUAUCUGACGACUAUAAUAAUACUGGAAAGGGAUAUUUCCCAUAUUUCCCACUCACCCAGGAUUGACCACAACCUCUCUGACCCUCAGUCAUGACAUCACCUGAGUCCCCCCUCCCCUCCCCUUCCCCCUGUCCACCUCCCCCCCUCCCCUCUUCUCCCACUCCCUCGUCUCCCGCUCCUUCCUCCCUCCCGCUUCCCCCCUCCCUGCCUCCCACGGGGGAGGUGAUGGUCCUGGCCCUAGGGAGGAAGAAACAGAGGAUGCUCAUCUGUCUCUCCCUCUUGCCCAAUCUCUUCCUGGCCUUCCUUCUCUCCUCGGAUCCCCUGCUCACCCUCGCCUCGCCCCACCACUGCCGCCUCCCGGGACCUUCGCCUGCUCCGCAGGUCCUCAACGCCUCUCUGCCCUGGGAGAAAGGGGGCAGAGUGGGGGACAGCGGAGGGCUGUCUCAGUGCAAGCAGUAUAUCAACGGUACCCAGUCCAGGGUGGAGAACUGCGAUGCUGGCUGGGACUACAAUGUCACAGAAGGAUUGAGAAUUAACAUUGUUACUGAGGUACCUCAAGGAACUUUGUCGGUCUCAUUGUUUUCUUGAUUAGUUUGUAUAUCCCGGUCUCAGAAUCCAAAUUACAUAAUGGAUUACUGAGUAGAUUCUGAUAAGAAGUGAAGCACUGCUACCCUUACACGGUAAAAAAUGCCUU
Messenger RNA from Salvelinus namaycush (lake trout), 1125 nucleotides. Its product is annotated as pistil-specific extensin-like protein. NCBI's taxonomy places the organism in Eukaryota, Metazoa, Chordata, Actinopteri, Salmoniformes, Salmonidae. The transcript is spliced from 2 exons. The record is from RefSeq and is a predicted model, not a curated record. Bases 522 to 1019 code for a protein of 165 amino acids.